This is a messenger RNA of Aspergillus candidus, 2078 nucleotides long. RefSeq names its product cystathionine gamma-lyase CYS3. The record is from RefSeq and is a predicted model, not a curated record. The coding region runs from base 721 to 1956 and encodes 411 amino acids. The transcript has 4 exons. Gene Ontology annotation, molecular function: pyridoxal phosphate binding; cystathionine gamma-lyase activity. Gene Ontology annotation, biological process: transsulfuration. Lineage: Eukaryota; Fungi; Ascomycota; Eurotiomycetes; Eurotiales; Aspergillaceae. Gene Ontology annotation, cellular component: cytoplasm.
GUCCACCGUUGGAUAGCUACUCAAACCCUGAGCAAGCACUCAAUUUCAGACACAGGAAGAUCUAAUCUGAUACUCGAUGGAGAGGAUUCUGCUACUAUUGACAACCCGAAUCUCACCAAACCACCAAUGACAAUCAACCAAACCCGGAAUGGACCCGAUCAUGGAUCUGCCUAAACUGGGUCCGGUUAGCCGUGGGCUGCGAUCCUCGGUUAGUGGCGGAGAUGUCACGCCCUGUCCUCCUCUCUCCGUCGGUCUUCACCACGGACCAGAGCCAGAAAAAAAUUCAGAUAAAAUCGAGGCGUGAUGCAAAACGUAAAAGAAACCACGAGUUGGCCAGGUGGAUAGAACCAGUGGUUUAGCGAGCAAAUGGCAUGCUUUACCUGCACUAAGCGAUGGAGGGGUCGCAAUCAAGGCGAUUGAGAUUGGAGGAUGGAAGGCUGACUGGGAUUAUUAAUGGCAAGUUCGAUGGAAUGCGAUUUCUAAUUCGAUUUCUAUUUAUUCCAAUACCUUUUUCUGUGCUUCUAGAACAUCCUUAUCUUUUUCUUUUCUUUUUCUUUUUUUCUUCUUUCUUCCUGUUGACUGACGUCGGUUGUUUGAUUCUUUUGGCUGCAUCCCUUUCCAGCUACUUUUCUGCAUUUCUCUUGGAGUUUCACCCUUGAUACAAUUGCCUUUUACUUUAAUACUUCUCUACCUUUGAUAUAUCUGAGAUUGACAGGAACAAUGACUGGUCACUCUGAUUCUUCCCCCGCCAUGAACGGUUCCGCUCCGCGCAAGGCUUUCGGCACGCUGGCCGUCCACGCCGGUGCGCCUCACGACCCCUCCACCGGCGCCGUCAUCGCUCCGAUCUCCCUGUCCACCACGUUCGCGCAGACCACGGUUGGCAGCCCGGUCGGCCUCUACGAGUAUACUCGGAGCUCCAACCCCAACCGUGAUCACUUUGAGCAAGCCGUCGCCGCCUUGGAGAACGCCCGGUAUGCCCUCGCUUUCGCCUCCGGUUCGGCCACCACCGCCAUCAUCCUCCAGUCGCUCACCCCCGGUUCGCACGUCGUCUCCGUCUCCGAUGUCUACGGCGGCACCCAUCGCUACUUCACCAAGGUGGCCUCCGCCCACGGUGUCGAUGUCACCUUCUCCCCCGCGCUGGAAUGCGACGUGGAGAAGCUGAUCCGGCCCGAGACCAAGCUGGUGUGGAUCGAAACCCCGUCCAACCCGACCCUGGGUCUCGUGGAUAUUGAGAAGGUGGCCGCGGUGGCGCAUAGCCAUGGCAUCCUUGUCGUGGUCGACAACACCUUUAUGAGCCCGUACGUCCAGAACCCGCUCAACCACGGCGCCGAUAUUGUCGUGCACUCCGUGACCAAGUAUAUCAACGGACAUUCGGACGUACUGAUGGGCGUCGCCGCCUUCAACUCGGACUCCCUGAAAGAGCGCCUCACCUUCCUCCAGAACGCCAUCGGAGCCGUCCCCUCGCCCUUCGACUGCUGGCUGGCCCACCGUGGUCUGAAGACGCUCCACCUGCGCGCCCGCGAGGCAACCACCAACGCCACGGCCGUCGCCAAGGCCCUCGAAGCUUCCCCCCACGUCACCUCCGUCAACUACCCCGGCAUCGACUCGCACCCGCAGCGGGCGAUCGCCAUCAAGCAGCACCGCAACGGCAUGGGCGGUGGCAUGCUGAGCUUCCGCAUCAAGGGUGGCCAAAAGGCGGCCCACCUCUUCUGCCAGUACACCAAGGUUUUCACGCUGGCGGAAAGCCUGGGCGGCGUCGAGAGUCUGUGCGAGGUCCCCGCGAGCAUGACGCACGCGGGUAUCCCCAAGGCCGAGCGCGAGGCCGCCGGCGUCUUCGACGACCUCGUCCGCAUGAGCUGCGGUGUUGAGGACGUGGAGGAUCUCACGGCUGAUGCGCUGCAGGCGAUUGAGAAGGUCGAGGCUGCCAUCGAGGCGGGUGUGAACGGCUCGGCUUGAGUGGAAGCGUGGGAUACAACUUGUUUAGAUGCAUAGAGUGUGAUCUAUUCUAUAGUAUAGAUUCUUUUUAACGAUGUCAUGGGUUGGCUGUCGGGUGGCUUAAUUAGCUAUACCGGGGUCUG